AUGAUUCCCCCGCGGCUGCAGGGGGCGCUGUGGCGCGGGCUCGGCCGUCUCUCUCUGUGGUUAGCGAAGACUCCGCCGGCGGGAGAGAGAGAGAAGCUUCCUUCCCUCCCUGACGGGGGUCUGAGCCAGCAAGAGCAGCUGGGGAAUGCAGCCCCAGGCAGGAAGGAGAUCCCCAACUCGUCCUCCUGCAAGCCACUGGCCAUCCAAAGCCGCCACACAGGGGAGCGGUGGCCACAGCAGCGAGUGACAGCCAGCCUGGAUGGCCGGGGACACAGGGAUGGCCGUGAAGCACAGACCCUCGGCCUCGCUGGUGCCCAGACCACCCAGCUCCUGGUGGAGCCCCCAUGGACACCAGCAGUGCUGUGGGACCGGGUGACACUGACCUGCCAGGGCUCGGGGACCACCGGUGCCACCACCUGGUACAAGGAUGGGCAGCGGUGGGGGCAGAACAGAGGAGACCACAUCACUGUCACCGAGAGUGGCACCUACAGGUGUGACAGACCUGGCAGUGGGCUCAGCCCCCCCGUGAGAGUCUUAAAUGACCAGUUGGUGCUGCAGGUGCCAGCACGGCCACUGCUGGAGGGGGACACUGUGACACUGCGCUGCCGGGCCAGGCAGGAAACGUCAGUCAGCAGGGUGAAAUUUUACCGAGAUGAGAAGGAUCUGGGGGCGUCCCUAAAGGGGCCCAAGCUGUCGCUGCCCCCCCUGCAGCUGCACCACAGCGGCCGCUACCACUGCAGGGGUUUGGUGAACUUUUGGCAGUCACAGUCAGCGCCGGUGACAGUGACAGUGCAGGAGCUCUUCACAGCACCGGUGCUGGAGGGUCCCCCUGAAGUCACCGAGGGGUCCCCCCUCAAUCUCAGUUGCCUCAGCACCCCCAGCCCCCUGCGGCCCAGAGCCCCCCCCCUCCUGCACCUCUUCUACCGGGACGGGCAGUUGGUGGGGGGCCCGCAGGGGUCCCCGCAACUCCUGGUGCCCGCCGUGGGUGUCUCCCACUCGGGGAAUUACAGCUGCCAGGUGUGCUCCGAGGGGGGGGUCGUGCGGAAGAGCAGCGCCCAACUCGGCAUCACGGUGCACAGGGUCCCGCCCUCGGGGGUGUCCCUGUCAGCACAGCCCCCUGGGGGACAGGUGGCACUGGGGGACCGCCUGGUGCUGAGCUGCAUGGUGACCACAGGGACAGGUCCCCUGUCCUUCACCUGGCACCGAGGGGGCUCAGGGGCACCACUGGACACCGGCCCCCUGGAGCUGCACCACACUGGGGACAAUGACAGCAGCCAUUGUCACCAAUGUGUCAGCAAUGGGGAGAGCAUGGCCGAGAGUGUCCCCCUGAAUGUCACUGUCCUGGUGCCCGUGGCCAAUGCUACCAUCACCCCCGGUCCCCUGUCACACCAGGUGCACACCGGUGACCCUGUGACCCUGCGCUGCUCGGUGCAGGUGGGCUCAGCCCCUGUCACCUUCACCUGGCUGCACAACGGGCAGGAGGUGGCCCAGGGUCCUGUCCUGGAGCUUGGGAACAUCACUGUGGGACAUUCAGGCACCUACCAGUGCAUGGCCACCAACCAGCUGGGACAGGAUGGGCACCGCGUGUUCCAGGCACUCAGCCCCAAGCUGGCCCUGGAGGUGACACCACAAGGACACUUGAACACAGUCCCAGCCACUGGGGUUGGCUUGUUCCUCCUCUUCCUGGUCCUGCUUGUGGGUGGAGGUGUUGGCUGGCGCUCGUGGAACCACAUGGGUGGGGUCCCCUCGGAUUCCCCAGUCACCGCAGAGGAGGGGGAGGUGCUGUACACCCACGUCAUGAGCACCAAGCAGAUGGGGGCGUCCCCCCACGCCACCACACUCCAGGAUUCCCCGGUGACCUACGUGGAGCUGCGUGGACCCCACGGGCGACUGCGGGAACUCAGUGACAUCCACAGGAACAUGCUGUGA
This is a messenger RNA of Prinia subflava (tawny-flanked prinia), 1929 nucleotides long. Its product is annotated as Fc receptor-like protein 2. Lineage: Eukaryota; Metazoa; Chordata; Aves; Passeriformes; Cisticolidae. Gene Ontology annotation, cellular component: plasma membrane. Gene Ontology annotation, molecular function: transmembrane signaling receptor activity. Gene Ontology annotation, biological process: cell surface receptor signaling pathway. The record is from RefSeq and is a predicted model, not a curated record.